GUACAUAAAUACAUCAUCAGGAAAAACGAAACCAGUGUGUCGAGAACUAAAUUAGAUACAACAUGUCUUUAAAAACAUUACCCGUUUUGUUUUUGUGUUUCGUUGUUUCGUAUGCUUUGAAGAUUGAUAAAACACCGUGGGAAUGCCCCAAAAAUGAACAUUACAUCGAAUGUGCUCUGGAAGUAUGCUGGAAGAAUUGCAAGGAUCUGAAAAAUCCUCCGCCAUGUCCUUCUAUAGCCGCUGGUUGCUACGACCCUGCAUGUGUGUGUGACCCUGACUAUAUGAGAAAUGAUGAGGGUGUGUGUGUACCCACUGAUCAAUGCUCAUAAAACCACGACAGCGAAUAAACCUGGGCCCCGGAGUAACAAUGUGCAAGCAAUGUUUUGGAAUUUUCAUAUUUUUUAUAAAUAAAUACUAUUAGAAAAA
Messenger RNA from Zerene cesonia (dogface butterfly), 426 nucleotides. RefSeq names its product venom peptide CtAPI-like. The record is from RefSeq and is a predicted model, not a curated record. NCBI's taxonomy places the organism in Eukaryota, Metazoa, Arthropoda, Insecta, Lepidoptera, Pieridae. The transcript is spliced from 3 exons. Bases 63 to 329 code for a protein of 88 amino acids.